This is a messenger RNA of Durusdinium trenchii, 1142 nucleotides long. NCBI's taxonomy places the organism in Eukaryota, Dinophyceae, Suessiales, Symbiodiniaceae. The record is from the annotation of a GenBank genome assembly.
CGAAGCCCCACCCGGUCCCAACCUGGGCUUUGCGCUCACUUGUGCCAUGGCCGACCGUGGAGAAACCGUCCAGGUGGCUUUGUUGCUGGUCUUGGCAUGCUGUGGCGUCUGGCAGGUGGGUUCUUGGGUGCUCAGCUGCCUCCGUCGCACCUUUGGCCAAACUCCGGAAAGCUUGGAUGGCUCGGGCGCGGACCUCCGGAUGAACUCGGGCGAGGACCUCCGCGCGCCGAGCUCCGUGGAAGCUGGACCGGUGCUCCGCUAGGGGUCUUCUUUUCGCCGCGUCGGCGACUCGUCGAUCGUUCAUGGCAAGGUGAAUGGCCGUGAGGUCCAGGUGGAGCAUCUCAUCCAAAUGAAGGACUUGCGAACAGCCUAUGCGCUGCUCUUCGGGGCCGGUUUCGUCGGGGGGCAUCACUUCUACUUGGAUCGCCUGCUGCACGGGACCAUCGCUGCGACCACCGGGAACUUUUUCGGUGUGGGUUGGAUGGUGGAUCUACUUUGCCUACCGUACUACACCAGCUCCUUCAACCGAACGGCCACUGCAUCACGAGAUCGAAGCUGUGGCAGGCUUUGCUGCUGCUUGCCCUUGGUCCAAUGCGUCGUCAUACUCGUGGUCUGUGGCAUCGCCUUGGGCUUACCUGCCUUUUUCCACAGCGCCGGUGUGGUUGACCUCGAACAGCGGAUGGCAGGUACGGCGGGAAAUCCCUACGUAAUCCUGGACAUCGACCGAGAUGCCUCCGCAGAAGAGCUUCAGAAGGCCUAUGAGGCUCAACUGCGUGACGUGGAGGCUUCGAAGGACUGCAAAUUGAAGGAAUCGAAGGAAUCGCGAGAAAGCAAAGCCUGCAGGAUGAAGAAAAAGCAUUUGAAGAAGGCCAUUGAAUUUUCCUUGAGAAGAAGUGGCGAAACCAAAGAGGAGCCACCACGAAAGCAGCGUCGGCGCACGAAGUCUGAUGAAGAUCGAGAAUUCGACCAGUGGUUUGACCAGCGGAGGUCGGAAUGGGAGGCAUUGGUUGCGGAGGUGAAAGAGGGUUCGACACGACUCUUCAAAAGUGACGACAAGGCACACGAGGAUUUGUGAAGGCCCGAAACCAGAGCAAAAAGGAUGAUGUGCCGCACCAUGCCGCACCUAUCAGCUUCGUUUCGGA